This is a messenger RNA of Ichthyophthirius multifiliis, 486 nucleotides long. RefSeq lists its product as hypothetical. NCBI's taxonomy places the organism in Eukaryota, Ciliophora, Oligohymenophorea, Hymenostomatida. The transcript has a single exon. The record is from RefSeq and is a predicted model, not a curated record.
CAUAAAAAAUUAAGUCUUUUUUCUUUAUAAAAAUAUCUGAUAAAUCGUUAAAAAAUAUAUCCUUUAUUCUUGUAUCAUAUAAAUGGUUUAAUUUUUCUAGAAUAAACUCUAUUUCUUAAUUCUAUUAGUUUUCAAAAUUUUCAAAAUCAUAUUAAUAAAUUUAAUUUUUUGCGGAUAAAUAUGUCAUAUUAUUGCUUUUGGAUACUAUUAUUAAAGAAUUUAUUUAAUAUCCAUAGUCUGUAGGGGUUAUUUCAUACGCUUUUAAAAAUUUCAAAAAAAAUUUCAAAGAUGGGGACUCAAUGAUUUUGUAUAGAAGUGUAUUUUUAUGAAUUUUUAAUAUUUAUAUUUUAUAUAAUAUUGUUUACCACCAUAUAAAUUUCGAUUUAGAAAAUAUAUAUAAAGAUUCUUUAUAUUUUAACUGAUUUAUUUCAAUUUAUGAGGAUAGUUAGUAUUAUUUUUCUACUUCCUUUUUUGUUUUUGAAUCUA